AUGAAUAUCACUUCGCCUCCAUACCCAUUUCCAACAAGAGGGACUCGCAUUGACGGCCCACACUUCCUGGCUAUCCACCGGGAUAUACUGCCCUCCAGCCUCGUCGAAGGCUGCGACGCUCCAGAUGUAUCUUUUACAGCCUUUCCGCACAGAAGCCAUUUCCUUGGGGAACGUACUCCAGAGAUAUGGGUACCGCUCUUUCUCCACAAUCUCUAUGAUUUGCUUGUAGAAGCCGGUCAUAGAGAGGACGAUUUAGUGCAAAAGGAGGAGGAAGAGAUGAGCAGGAAUGAGUCAGGUUUCAAUUUCAUUAACCGCGCCUCACCCCUGGAUGUCUCAGAUCUCUGGUCAUCGAAUGACGGUGCUGGAGUUCCAACCUGGCGAGGACGGGGGUGUACUGCUCAUCUACCUCGACGCGAGGUCCCCGUUGACCAGUGGCUCUUCGCGUCGCUCGGAUGCAACUUCACUGGCAUCCUACAAUACGACUUGAACUUCAAAGGAGUCUAUGUCGACUUCAAGCCUACCCGCUACACAUGA
Messenger RNA from Cyclocybe aegerita, 534 nucleotides. The record is from the annotation of a GenBank genome assembly. Lineage: Eukaryota; Fungi; Basidiomycota; Agaricomycetes; Agaricales; Hemipholiotaceae.